CGGACUGACGCGGAGCCGCGGCCAGUAAACACGUAGAAACCAGACAGAAAGUGGUCCGAGCGUCUGCGGGGGUGCGAGUCCGUCGCGGUCAGUUUGAAACAUUAACCGAGACCAUGGUUCAGCAGACGGAACAUGGCGGGACAGGGAUUCACGGCGGGUCCCGUGAGGCCACCGACCCAGACGACAGCGAGCUGCUGGCGGCCUCGGCGUGCAGCCCCGUGCCGGUGAAGCCGGACUGGUGUAAAACAGCGUCGGGUCACAUCAAACGACCCAUGAACGCCUUCAUGGUCUGGUCCAAAAUCGAGAGGAGGAAGAUCAUGGAGCAGUCGCCGGACAUGCACAACGCCGAGAUCUCCAAACGGCUCGGGAAGCGGUGGAAAAUGUUAAAGGACACCGAGAAGAUCCCGUUCAUCCGGGAGGCGGAGCGGCUCCGGCUCAAGCACAUGGCCGACUAUCCGGACUACAAGUACCGUCCCAAGAAGAAGCCCAAGACGGACGGGUGUGCGUUUCCAGCGGGGAAGGCAGCCGCUCAGUCCCCGGAGAAGACCGGCGUCAGACCCGUGAGUAAAAACCACGCCGCCGCGAAGAAAUUCUCCAAGUUGAAAGCCGGCAAGCCGGUAGCCGGUCCCGGCCGAGCGAGCGCCCACCUCCCGCAACACCAGCACACGGACCCCCGGUACCGGUACGUGUUCACGACCGGCUUUAAGAGCAGCAAGCUUGUUAAACGGGACUUUACCGACGACGAGGAGGAUGAUGACGAGGAUGAAGAUGAGUCUGAGGAGGAGCAGGAGUUUAAAGCGGACGAGGAGGACGAGCCGUCCCGUUACAGCCUCGCCCAGGUGCCGUCCAGCCUGAGCCUGAGCUCCGCCGCCGCGGACCCGGAGGGAACCGGCAGGUACGAGUCGUCCGGUCGGCUGUUCUACAGCUUCAAGAACAUCACCCGGCAGGGCACCGGCACCUCCUCGUACCCGGCUUCCCUCUCACCAGCAUCCUCGUCCCGGUCCGGCUCCACCUCCUCCUGCUGCGGGGAGGACCUGGAGGAUUUCGCCGCGGAGGGGAACGACUUCACCCUCAGCCUCCUGGCCGGCUUCCACGCCUCCUCCGAGCCGUCGAACUCGUCGUCCAGCUCGGCCCCGGGGAACCUGAGCCUGUCCCUGGUGGAUAAAGACCUGGACUCGUGCAGCAGCGAGGGCAGCCUCGGGUCCCACUUCGAGUUUCCGGAUUAUUGCACUCCGGAGCUCAGCGAGAUGAUCGCCGGGAACUGGCUGGAGGCCAACUUCUCGGACCUGGUGUUCACUUAUUGAUCCCAACACCACGCCCGGCCAAGAAAGAGGAUUAUUUUCCAUCCGCCUCAUGUGCCCCGGAGCCGGUUCUGGAGCUCCAGAGCCAGUCAGGGACCGGGGCGAUGGGGCUGCUGCUGCCCGGGCGCAGACGGCUGUUUUGGGGGGAAGCCCGGACUGGACACACACUGCGGUACUUCUGCAAAAAAUGAAUGAAAUUAAAUCACUUCAACAGGGUUUUAUGGAUUUUGUUUUCUGUAGCUCGGGUCUGAACCAGGACCCGAAAUAUGCAUUCCCGUCCAGACCCAGAAGAGACUAAUUAACACUAAUAUCAGGAUGCAAAAGUAUUUCUGUUCCUUCCAGCACCAGGACUUUAACUUCAGGACUGUUUUAUGUGACUUUCACACAUUUCUCCUCCCUUUUAUUUGAUAUUUGGGUUUCCGGCUCCGUCCAGGUGAGAAACGCCUCGACUGACCGCAGGUAUGACCGGAAGCAGUUUUGAUAUUUGCAUAACCAAACAUACCUCGUCUUUUUUUAAAGAUUUAAAAAAGUGAAACUAUUUUCAGGCAUAUUUUUGUACAGUCAAAGGGAAUGUCAAAGGUUUUCAGGCACUUCUUCUACCACUUUUCACUCUGACUGAAGAUCAUUAUUUGUAACUGAGCAUGUGGGGGCUCCGGCCCCCGCCAGCCUGCCUUGCUUUGAUGCCUUGCUGUUGUUUUCUGGAGUGCAGACAGGGAGUCGAACCUGUGCGGUUCUAGUUGGACUGUUUGGCAGAAAUGGUACCAGAUCCAGGAUUGUAUAUGUUGUGUAAAAUAGUUAAAGUUUAGGAGUUUAUGUAUAUUGGUGUGAAUGAGUCCCUGAUAGCAGGAGAGAAACUGGAUUUUCUGUUUUUUAUAUCAUCAACGGCACAUAUUUGUUUUUUGCUCAUUAUUUUUGUGCAAUAUAAAAGAGAAAAAAUGAAAUAAUGGACCAUCCGAGUUUUUUUUGUAGCAGAAGGAGAAACUGCGUCUGUAUGUGACAACUGAAUAAAUCAGCUGGAACUGA
Messenger RNA from Chelmon rostratus (copperband butterflyfish), 2324 nucleotides. It is a transcript of the gene sox11b, whose product is annotated as SRY-box transcription factor 11b. The transcript has a single exon. The record is from RefSeq and is a predicted model, not a curated record. Bases 114 to 1304 code for a protein of 396 amino acids. Gene Ontology annotation, molecular function: DNA-binding transcription activator activity, RNA polymerase II-specific; RNA polymerase II cis-regulatory region sequence-specific DNA binding. Lineage: Eukaryota; Metazoa; Chordata; Actinopteri; Chaetodontiformes; Chaetodontidae. Gene Ontology annotation, biological process: neuron differentiation; negative regulation of transcription by RNA polymerase II; positive regulation of transcription by RNA polymerase II.